UUUGUCCCAAAGCGCCUCUUCUGGUCGUCGUCAUACGACUUGUCGUCGCUGACGUGGAUCGACGCGAGCGAGGUCACACUUCGUCACCAGUGACGACGAGCACGGCGUCAAAGUUUGGAGGCAAGGGAUGAUGGACGACAGUGCCAACGACUCAACGACAGACGAAGAAGAGCACCUGGACGGAACGUCUCCUUCAAAAGCGUCGGGCAAGCGGGAAGGCAACGAGUCCGAUGGCAACUCGCCCAGGAGACGGAAUACGACUUCCGUGCAGCCUGCUGACCGGGAAAUCCACAAUGAGCUAUCCUGGCACUCGCAAGAGGCUUCCGAAAUAGACGAGGAUGUGAGAGAGGACGAGUGUGACUCGACUUCUUCGACGCCCACAAGCUGCCAGGCGAGAUUGGGUCAAUAUGCCGCCAUCUCGCAGAGCGCUGCCGCCGCCUCACCAGGCGGCGCCCACCAGUUCUACAUCCGAACAGGACAGAUGAUCAUACAAGCCGCCACGGGAGACAUCCCCGCCUGCCAGUUGCGCUCGCCCACCUCAGGCCUAGCCCACAGCAUCGUACUGGCGGCGGCACCGGGCGCCACGCACGGCCCACUGUUGCACCACACCGAGGAAGUCACCCGCAAGAGAGAGGUCCGGCUCAUGAAGAACAGGGAGGCUGCGCGAGAAUGCCGGCGGAAAAAGAAGGAGUACGUCAAGUGUCUGGAAAACCGCGUGGCCGUGUUGGAGAACCAAAAUAAGACACUGAUUGAGGAACUGAAGGCGCUCAAGGACAUUUACUGCCACAAGGGAGAGUAAGAGUAUGCCAAAGCUGCUCCCAUUUGUUUCUCGCCUCCGCCGCAACCCGACAAACUGUCGUGACUGCGUCCGCUUGCUCAAGCCUUUGCGAUGUGUGUCUCGUCCAAAGGUCAUCGCGAAGAACAUGAGGGGACAGACAUUAUCGGUAGCUAAAGAUGCUCCGGGUGGCCGUGGGAAUGACAAUUCUAUUUCUCAAAAGCGAAAGAUAAGCUAAAAUUGCUAACAAAGUGCUAACAAAGCGUGUUUAUUUUCUAACAAAAAUGUAUUUGUGUACUUGUGUCCACAACCAUCACUCUUGUCCUCAAACAUCACCUUAAGGCAGUCAAUGAGUUGUCAUGACAACAGUAAUGCUAUAGCCCAGGCCAGUGUAGUAUCCCGUUGAUUUUUAAGCUCUUCCUUUUGGGGUUCACUCUUUCCAUAUGUGACUUCAAUGAAUACAAACAAGGAUUAUUUCUUGGCAAAAUGAGCUCAACUAGUCGCCAAUAAAGCACAAUCGUUGACAGACAUGAUGAUAAAUUCACAAUGUUAAAUGCCAACGAAGCGCAUCUCUUUUGUAACAUCGGUGGGAUUAUUGUGGUCUUUGUUGACAGGCAAUAUGCAAUUCUUUACAAUAGAACUGAUGCUAAAGCUAACAAAUCAGUUUGUCCUGGCUGCUCCACCAUCAUUAAUAGAAAUUGUCAAUAUGGUUGAAUGGUCAAGCUAUUCUACAUGUUACACGAGCAGGCGUAGUGUCUCGACCAUUUUUAUGUUAAUUUGUUACAUAUCGUUGCUUGAAAUCAUACCAAGAAUAAAUUAUUUGUCUAUCAAAGCACAACCAAAACCAGUCGAUUAUUAGUUAUCACACAUAACAAAUGAUCAUUAUUUUGAAAGAUGAUUUAACACCUUUUUAGAAACACAAGUGCCCCAAUUGUCCUUUUUGUACAUUUUGUGUUUUUGUUGUGGCGUGAAUAAAGUUGUUUUGUGGCUAAGAGA
Messenger RNA from Syngnathus acus (greater pipefish), 1771 nucleotides. RefSeq names its product cAMP responsive element modulator a (gene crema). Gene Ontology annotation, cellular component: nucleus; ATF4-CREB1 transcription factor complex. The transcript has 8 exons. Gene Ontology annotation, biological process: regulation of transcription by RNA polymerase II. Gene Ontology annotation, molecular function: RNA polymerase II cis-regulatory region sequence-specific DNA binding; DNA-binding transcription factor activity, RNA polymerase II-specific. The record is from RefSeq and is a predicted model, not a curated record. Lineage: Eukaryota; Metazoa; Chordata; Actinopteri; Syngnathiformes; Syngnathidae. Bases 128 to 799 code for a protein of 223 amino acids.